Armigeres subalbatus is the source of this 2823-nucleotide messenger RNA. RefSeq lists its product as uncharacterized. The record is from RefSeq and is a predicted model, not a curated record. Bases 1 to 2823 code for a protein of 940 amino acids. Gene Ontology annotation, biological process: DNA integration. NCBI's taxonomy places the organism in Eukaryota, Metazoa, Arthropoda, Insecta, Diptera, Culicidae. Gene Ontology annotation, molecular function: nucleic acid binding. The transcript has 2 exons.
AUGGUGGAAGUGCAUGACAAACCUGAGGAUUGCUACUUCUUACCCCACCAUGCUGUCUAUAAGGAGUCAAGCUCUUCGACAAAGAUUCGUGUAGUUUUCGACGCUUCGGCUAAGACAACAUCUGGUCUAUCAUUGAACGACGCUUUAGGAGUUGGACCAACAGUGCAAAACGAUCUCAUCACGAUAUUAUUACGAUUCUGCUGCUACCCUGUGGUACUGACAGCGGACAUUCCUAAAAUGUACAGGCAGGUACAAGUACACAAAGACGACAGGAAAUACCAGCGCAUUUUGUGGCUCAACACGAACAACGAGAUGGCAACAUUCGAGCUAACCACCGUGACGUACGGUUGCGCCAGUGCACCCUAUCUGGCAACGCGAACAUUAUUGCAAUUGGCAAAGGAUGAAGCAACUGACCUACCACUUGCAUCAAAAGUCAUUGAGGACAACAGCUACAUCGACGAUUUUCUCACCGGUGGUAGGAACGAACAAGAAGUACUAGAAAUCUACAAGCAACUAACUGAGCUUCUACGACGAGGAGGAUUUGGGGUGCACAAGUUUUGCUCCAACAGCAAAGCUGUGCGAGAUACCAUACCACACGAUCUUCAAGAGACUCUUUUCAACUUCGAAGAAGCUGAUAUCAACAACGUGAUUCGGACUCUUGGCCUUAUUUGGAAUCCCAAUGAAGACUACUUCACAUUCAAUGUUACCUUAUUGGAUGGUAGAGUAGGAAACACGAGGCCAACCAAACGAAGCGUACUUUCUGCGAUUGGACACCUAUUUGAUCCGUGUGGAUAUCUCGGUCCUGUGACGACGACAGCGAAACUGCUGAUGCAGGACUUAUGGAGGCUGAAAUUGAAUUGGGACGACGAGCUUCCUAACGAGCAAAACGAAUUGUGGACCACAUUCCGAGAACAGCUUCCAUUGGUUAACGCACUACGAAAGAAACGGUGUGUAAUCACAAGUGAGGCAACAACACUGGAGCUUCACGGAUUUUCGGACGCUUCCCAGCGUGCAUACGGGGCAGUCUUGUACACUAGGUGCAUCUCCCCUAAUGGAACUGUGAGCGUUGAGCUAGUUUGCAGCAAAUCGAGAGUGGCUCCCUUGAAGCCAAUGACUAUUCCUCGUCUGGAAUUAUGCGGAACACUGCUUCUGGCACGUUUGGUGGAGAAAACGAUUUCGGCGAUGAAAAUACCUUUCUCGAAAGUGACACUCCACACUGACUCACAAGUAUGUUUGAGUUGGUUUGCAAAGUCACCGCUUGCUUUGAACCAGUUUGUUGCAAAUCGUGUUGCUACAAUACACGAGCUAACGCAGGACUACAAAUGGUGUUAUGUGCGAACAUAUGACAAUCCUGCCGAUAUAAUUUCCCGUGGUGUACUACCGGCAGAACUAUUUGAGAUGGAACAGUGGUUCAAAGGUGCACCAACUCUGUGGCUGCAAGACUCUUCUGACAACGAUGAAAGAAUUUGUUUGGACGACAAUGAACUGCCAGAACUUAAGCCGGCGAUAGUUGCAACUGCCGUACAACGACCAAUGUCAUUGGACCUGACAAGGAUGAGCAGUUUUCGCCGCCUACAACGUGCGUGGGCGUAUGUGUUGCGUUUUAUCAAAAACGUGCGUACGAAGGUUCGUAACACUUCCGACUUGCAAGUGUGUGAAAUCGCUGAAGCAACACAAACUAUACUGAAGCUCGUGCAGAAGGAGGCGUUUGAUGAAAUUUUCGACGCUAUGGUAAAGGGUAAGCAGUUGAAGCAGUACCGAGGUUUAGCUCUUUUCGUCGAUAAGGAUGGGAUCAUCAGGGUUGGUGGUCGCCUGAAAUAUUCAUCGAUACCCUAUGACGGCAAGCAUCAAAUAUUGUUGCCAGAAAAGCAUCACGUGACUGAAAUUCUGAAUACUGGAGUCGAUUAUGCCGGCCCAGUAUAUCUCAAGGAAGCUGGUAGGAAGAAAACGCUGUAUAAGGCUUAUAUCGCAGUGUUUAUUUGUUUGGCCACCAAGGCCAUUCAUAUUGAGGUAGUAUCAAACUUGACCGGAGAAAACUUCAUCGCUGCUCUCCAACGGUUCAUCAGCCGACGUGGUAUGGUGAGUAAUAUGUAUUCCGACAAUGGAACUACAUUUGUUGGUGCGAAUCAUGAGCUAGCCGAGCUGCGUAGAAUGUUCGAGGAUCAGGCACUUCAACGAAAAUUGAACGAUUUCUGUACAACCAAAGGAAUUGUAUGGCACUUCAUCCCGCCACGUAGUCCGCAUUUCGGUGGUAUAUGGGAGGCGGGGGUAAAAUCCGUCAAACAUCAUUUGAAGCGUGUCGUCGGUGAGACCAAACUAACGUUCGAAGAAAUGACAACAUUUCUAGCGCAGUGUGAGGCUAUCUUGAACAGUCGUCCAUUGAUUCCUGUUUCGGAUGACCCGAACGACAUCGAGGUUUUGACCCCAUCACACUUCCUUAUCGGACGAUCAGCUUUGAGCAUUCCGGAACCGUCAUAUGAGGAUGUAAAGGUUGGUCGAUUGGGACGUUGGCAACAUAUUCAGUUAAUGAAGCAGCAUUUCUGGAAGCGCUGGUCAGCUGAGUAUUUGCAUUAUUUGCAAUCCAGACCGAAGUGGAAUAGUGAAGUUUCGAAAAUCGAUAUUGGCGCCGUAGUCGUACUGAAGGACGAUAAUGCACCACCGCACCAGUGGCAAUUGGGACGCAUCGUGGCUACACACCCUGGACAGGAUGGCAUUGUGCGAGUCGUUACAGUCCGUGCUGACUCAAAGGAGUUUCGACAAGCGGUAGCAAAGGUUUGCUUCCUUCCAAAUGUUGAUCCGAUGGACUCAACGGGGGGAGUAUGA